This is a messenger RNA of Seriola aureovittata, 7563 nucleotides long. RefSeq names its product myosin VIIA and Rab interacting protein b (gene myripb). The coding region runs from base 312 to 3449 and encodes 1045 amino acids. The record is from RefSeq and is a predicted model, not a curated record. Gene Ontology annotation, cellular component: cortical actin cytoskeleton. Gene Ontology annotation, molecular function: myosin binding; actin binding; small GTPase binding. NCBI's taxonomy places the organism in Eukaryota, Metazoa, Chordata, Actinopteri, Carangiformes, Carangidae. The transcript has 18 exons. Gene Ontology annotation, biological process: intracellular protein transport.
CAGUGCCUGCGUCUGCGGCUUUGGGGAAAAAAAAAUAAUAAGCCGACUUGCGGAGGGGCACGCAAACCAAAAGUGUCCGGGAGACAGACAGGUGUCGCGGAAGUUUACACUUGCAGAGCCGCAUCCCUCCGCGUCUUUUUUGUCAGUAUCUGGGAUAACGUGAAAGAGACUGUAACUGGCGGUCAUCCUGCACCCACUGAUCCUGUGGUUUUCCCAGCCUCGGCCCCCAGAGCAGCAGAGCCCGUGCCUCUCCUGCUCCUCCUGUCUUGGACCACCAGCAGCAGAAGCUCAGUGUGGUGAGGCCGGGAACAAUGGGUCGGAAACUGGACCUGUCGGGCCUGACGGAUGACGAGGCGGACCACGUCUUGAAAGUGGUCCAGCGGGACAUGAAGCUGCGAAAGAAGGAGGAGGAGAGGCUGAGUGAGAUGAAGCAGGAGCUGGCGGAGGAAGGCAGCAGAUGCUCCAUCCUCUCCAAGCAGCACCGCUUCAACGAGCACUGCUGCAUCCGCUGCUGCGCGCCCUUCACCUUCCUGCUCAACCCCAAGCGCCACUGCCUGGACUGCCAGUACAACGUCUGCAAGACCUGCUGCACCUACAGCAAGAAGGACAAAGCCUGGCUCUGCUCGGCAUGCCAGAAGGGCAGGAUUUUGAGGACACAGUCCCUUGAAUGGUACUAUAACAAUGUGAAGAGUCGCUUCAAGAGGUUCGGCAGCGCCAAGGUUUUGAAGACUCUAUACAGGAAGCACAUUAUCGAGAGAGGAGCGCUCUCUGAUCUCCCAGAAAGCAGUGUUCACGAGGGAAGCACCGGCAACGACAAUGAUGGCAGCGUCUGUGGCAGUGACUCCGCCUUCUACAAACAGAGUGAAGGACACAGUAUGGCAGAGACUCUCACAGUCGCCCUGCGCGUUGCUGAGGAGGCCAUAGAAGAGGCCAUCACUAAGGCAGAGGAGUUCAGUGACAGCUUGGAGAAGCAGAAUGAGGCUCGGUAUCUGCGGGACCACAAAGAAGAGCUCAUAGAGGAACUUGCAACAACCAUUGUACAAAAAAUCAUCCAGAGGAGGAAGCGUUCAGAGAUGCAGACAGAGUAUGACUUUGUCUGGCCUCAGCCUCAGUCCUUGAUCCAGCCCAGUGAGCUGCCCUCUCCAUCUCAACCUCACACUUCUUCACAAGGACCACAGGACCCCCUCAAGACCCCUAACUCCCUCUGGCGGUCUCGGUCAGCGUUCUCCCUCACCAGUGACGACUCCCCAGAGAAGGGUCCAGAGGAGGAGGGCGCCGGAGCAGGUGGUGGCUUGCAAGAGUACGCUUCUCUGAAGAGGGAGGCCAAGGCCACGUCUCUACCGAGCUGGAAGAGUGUUGAUCGCCUAGACAACUCCAGUGCAUCCUCAGUGCUCCAGAGCCCAGACGGUAACUGGAUCGCUCUGCACAGUUCUCAGCUGUCUCGGCCCAGCCUGCUCACCAAGAGGAAGAGCCUUGUGUUCAGUGUGUUGGAAAAGGAGUCAGGCGUCGUCUCAGCAUACGACGAGAUGGGAUCCGACUCUGACGAGGACAAUGAAGGCGGCUGGGGUGCAGCGUUGAGACAGUUCCGGCGCAAAUUGUCCGACGAGACUUACUACACGGACUCACAGCACGACCCAGAGUGGACGUACACCCAGCACCUGCCCAUUACCUCACCAUCCUCUGGCCAGUACACCAACACAGAGACUCUCAACUCAGACUCUGAGGCUUCGUCAGUGUUGUCCGCGUGUCCUCGCAAAACACCUCAUAACCUGUUGAGGAAGAAAGGACCACCGGAAACACACCUGCAUCCUCAGCACCAGCCCCUAUACCACCAACACCAUCAGCAGAACUGCUCUCCGUAUCCUCUCCAUUCAGAUGCACUGGAUGUGAACUUUAACCCUAAGGUGAUGGGAGACAGCAGUGAGGCCGAGGAGAGACAGAGCGAUCCUGUCAGGAGGUCACGGCGACGCAGGAAAAGCAAGAGGGAGUCCUCCACAGAGCAAAGCAGGCUUGGAGGCCAGAGCCACACACAGUCCAUCUACCCCAUAGUGCAGGAGAACAGUGGUUUUCUGCUCAACGCCCUGCUGAAGAGGGGUUUAAGUGAGGAACAUCCAGUACCAGACACUAUGCCAGUGGCCACAGCUGCACCAGACGCCUUCAAAUUAGAUGCCAUGACACCAGAGCCAGAAGACUUGGACACAGUGGCCCCGAAUUCAGCGUCCCUGAGCCCCCCCCAGUCCCACUCUCUAGCUCCAGAGUCCCAGCUCUCGGCCAGCAGCUCAGGGCCCGGAGACCCUCUGGAGGAGGAACUACGUUCCAGACUCAGCCAGCUGGUCCACCGUGCCAACAGCAAAGACAGCAGCUCAUCUGAAGAGGAGUGCUCAAAGUGGCCUGUGGACAAGCAGAUAGAUAAAGAAAGUGACAGACAGAGAGAGAAGAUGAGGCUGAAGGACACGGAGAGAGAAAGGCAGAGAGCAAGUGACAGAUUGAGAGAGAAAGCAAGUGAAACAGUGGAACAAGUGAAUGGACAAGAGAUGAAAAGAGGUGAGAGACUAAUAAAGAGUCCCUCUGUGAGAGAGGAAGGAAGAGUGAGGGAGAGGAGGUUAGAGAAAGCAGUGGAAUGUUUGGAAGAGAAAGUAGAUGACCAGGAACAAACGAGAGUAGACAAGAGAGAGCCAAACAGACAAAGUAAGAGACAGCAUAAAAGAGAUGUGGAGAAGGAAGCCGCACAGAGAGGAGGAGGAGGAGGAGGAGGAGGGAGGAGGAGUGGCUCAAGCACAAGUUCACCUGCUAUUACACCUUCAUCCCAGGAGGGGGUGCUGUCAGAUAACCAGGAGGGACAGAGUGACUUGGAGCAACAGCAGAGGCUUCAGUUGCUCUCCUCUCUCUUACAGCAGAAGUACUCGGCGGCCUCUCUCUGCAGCAUCACUACAGAGGUGCUGAAGGUUUUGAAUGCUACAGAGGAGCUGAUUGGUGAGGCCGGAGGUGAGAGCUACACCCCGUCUGAGUCCAUGAGCGCUUCUCCCAUCUCCAGCAGCUCGGAGAACCGCAGGCUGGACCAGAGGCUGACCAAGAUGGAGGAGAAUGUGUACCUUGCUGCCGGUGCUGUCUACGGCCUUGAGGGGGCACUGGGAGACCUAGAGCAGUGUGCCCGCAGUAUUAGCAGUGGUACCACAGACACAGAGCUGGCCUUCCUGGAAGACCAGGUGGCCACUGCAGCCGCUCAGGUCCAGCAGUCUGAAUUACAGAUAUCAAACAUUGAGGCCAGGAUAUCAUCUCUGAAAACAGCUGGGUUGAAUGUGACUGUCUGCAAUCGCUUCUCCAAGUACAAGCCAAAGGCCAAGCCUGAGACUCUGGACUCAUCACGCCAUCAACGGAGAAAGCUUCCAGCACCUCCACUGAAAGAAAAGUUGGAGCCAGAGCAGCAGGUGAAAGUGUUUCGGCCAUAGUGACAGUCAGGCAGCACAACGAGUCCCUCAGGGCCACUUCAGAACCCCAGGGACGGGGGCCGUUCUCAUCCAGUGCCUUGACCCAGCGUCCGCCUUCAGCUCCAAGCCGAGCAGGGACCAACACCUGCCCUGUGUGACCCACCAAGCACUGGCUCUUUCCCUAUUUCCACUUUAUCCUCCAUUUUCCCCUCACAUAAUGCGUCAAGCACGGAUGACUCAACAGCUGGUGUCUCUGCCUUAAAAUCUGCAAACACUCCUCAUGACCCAACUCCAAAAGAAUACCUGUACAGACAAAGAAAAAACUCUCAUUUCCUUUUUCUAUCUGUUUGCAAGAGUAUUGUGGUUUAAUGUACAAUGAAGAUGUGGAAAAAUCAUGUGAAACUUUCUGUGAUUCAGUGUCCCUAAAAGAGGCUGAGCCGUGUUUUAUACUGCAUCUUCUUUCUCACCAAAUGAUAUGUCAUGAGGAAUUUUAUCAUACUGUAAGCCCCUCCCCUUCAGAGCUUUUUUGGAUGAUUGUCAGUUCACACACACACACUCACACACACACACACACACAAAGCUAUCAUUUUAGGGAUGAUUGUAAAACCUUUGACAUCUUAACCAUUUUAAUGCACUUACCAGAAAAUAGUGUUUAAUUGAAGAAAGUAUCAGGGUCAAAUCGUUUUUGUCCUUUCCUGCCGGUAAAAAUACUAAACCAUAAUAAAUGAAAAUAAAGCACAGUUGAGAAAUAUGUCAAUCAUGGUGGACAGCCUAAAACAAACCAGUUAAAAGAAUAAUGCAACAUUUAUAUAAUGUCCUUAUUCACUUUCUCACUGAGAGUUAAAUGAGACAGACCACUGGAUUGCACACUAAAUAUAAAGAAACUACAUUAUAGCUAUCUGAUGGUUAGUUAAGCUUAGCAUAACAAUGAAAAACGGGGAAACAGUUAAAACAGUUAGCCUAGCUCACAAAAAGCCUACCUCCAUCUCUGUAAGUGGCAAUAAGUGAUUUUUUAAAUCUUUUUUUUUAAAAAGCAGCUGAAUCAACGAACACAUCACUGAUCACAUAUUAAGUUGUUGCUCAUUUAUACAUAUUACAGUUAUGGAUUACUAUAGUGAUGGCUGUCAUUUGGAUUUUGCCACCCAGUGAAUGUAAGUCCAACAUACACUUUACUUUUAGCCCUGUUUUUAGUCUCUAAAAACUCUUGAGGGAAGUAUCUGGCUCUUUAGCUGCUAAAUGCUCCUCUAUUUUCACCAGCUAGCCACUAACUGUGUCUGUCUGAUGUUUUAGUGGACAGACAUGAGAGUGGUGUUGGUCUUCUCAUAUAACUCUCAGCAAGAAAGCAAAUUAAUGUAUUUUCCAAAAUGCCAUACUAUUUCUUAAAUAAAUGCCAAAUGUAAUGAGGAUUUUUUUUUCCCCAGUCAGCGCUCUCCCAUUCAUUUAGAAAAGGAAAUAUUGGUAAGACCUGAUCAGUAGAUAUACGUAUGCUAAAGCCUUAAUGUGGAAGCUGUUGGCUUUUAUAGUGAAAUUAGUUAAAAUAAGGUUUGAAGUCUGAGUGUCAAACCCAUAUUGGGCUCAACAUAAACCUGCAUAGGUCUGACAUUCAGGUCUGGUUUGAAAGAGUUUUUUUUUCUUAACUUUAUUUUUAUUUGGAAAGGACAACAUCAAAGAAUAUACAAACAACUGCAGUAUUUUUACAGGAAGCCCUUUUCCAUUUUUUAUAUGUAUGCAUAUGUAUGAAAAGAAGCAACUCAAGACAGAGUAGAAAUUGUGGGCCAUAAUUCAGACUUCAGGUACAUUUCCAUUCACCUCCACUUCACCUCCAAAAAGAGUUUAUCUACCUCUUUAUACACUUGUCCUUAUAUAGGUGUUAAUAUAUACUGCAUAUCUGCACCCACCCACAUACCCGCAAAUAAACAGCUAAUAAAUACGUGGCCCUUUUUCCUCUCUCCAUCAUCAAAGUUUUCAAUUUUACUUUCUUAGAUAUGUUCCUUCCCCCUCUGUUAGAAAUGCAUUAGAACCAUGGGAGCUUAAUUUAUUUCCAUUCCCAUAAUGAGGAGGAAAAAAAUAGAAUACAAGAUAUUAGUGGAAUCAAACAAAGGCUGCUCGCAUUGUGGUUAUAAAUUCUAUUCUCUAAAUACUUUUGGAUUGGAGUGUCAACUUUUUCCAGUUUAAACAUUUCUAAUGUGGGUGAUACUUGGUUUAACCGCUUUCUAGUAAUCAAUAUAUCUAUAUCUGUCCUCUGUUUAAAACAAAACAUGACCCAGAUAAAGUGUCCCCAAGUUCAGAAGUAUUUGAGUGAUGAAUACUGUACUUAAUGUUCUGUGAAUAAGCUCAUUGUAGUGCAGUCCCAAAAUAACUGAAAAUGAUUUGCAUCCAUUGAUCCACAUUGUCUCCAACAAGCCAAAUUUGUGUUCUUAUAUUUUUCCAGGUGUGGGGUCUUAAAAUAUUUUAUAAUAUUUUUCCAGCAAUGUUCUCUCUGUUCUAGAGAGUUAGGUGAGGACCACUGAACGCUGCCAGUUCUCCCCCAGGCCUCCUCAGAAAGCAUCGUCCCGGCCUCUCUUUCCCACUUUUUCUUUAAUGAACAAGGUGUUUUCAUUUUUAGCAAGAGAGCAUUGUACAAUUUAUCAUUGUACAAUCAAUGGACUUGAAAGAUGAUUUCAGGAUUUAAAAAAAAAAAACUCAUAUUCUGCUAUUGAUAUGUCUGUAGAUUUACAGUUCUGAGAAAGCAUUCUCAUUUUUGAUACUUUUUUUUUUUAAAUUCUUUUCUCAAUGCAGUAUUCUUCAACGCAAAGUUAUUUUCUUCCUCUCUGUCAUUUUCUUUGUUUACUUUAAAACAUUGUGGCCUUUUGUUUGAACAAAAAGGUAUCUUCAUGUUCUCCCUUUGCUGGGUCAUGUCUGAACUUUUUGUGUUGCAUUCAGAAAAUCUUGUAAAGAUUUUUACAAAAUGAAGUCUGAUGAGCUUUAUAAACAAAUGCCAUGAAACCAUGAUUUUGUUACAAGCAAUUUAUUUUUGUAUUUAAUGAACGUUUUUAUGCAAUACCACUGAGAUAAGUACUAUUGCAAAUUAAAGGCUUUAUUCCCUCCUCAAAGGAGCCCUCCUCAGUCAGUCCUAUCAUAUGUGAUGACUCAAAGUGCUUUCAGUGUAUGUCUGCAUUUACCAUUUGAUAUUCUGCAAGUAAUGACGAUGGUAAAUGCUACAAAAACACGAGUGACAACAGGCAUUUUAGGAGCGGCUGGUACGAUUCAUACUGUGUUUGUAGUUCUUAAAUGCUAGAUUUGAGAAUACUGCCUUUCAUUUUUUGGGUUCUUUUACUUUUACUCUGUGACCACUUACAUCAGUUUGAAUAUCAGUUAGCCAUGCACAUAGUUGUCAAAGUUUUUGCUUUGGCUACAGCUUAAGAGCAGGGUUGGCUUUCCUGCUGGACUGCUUGAACUAAAAGGUGUGAUGAUCUUCUGUAUGAAUGCUCUGCCCCUUCUAUUAGUGACCUUUUCAUCCCAGCCUUUCACAUCUCUGGUUUUGCACACUGAUCCUGUACUUUUGUCAAUCUUGUUCUCCAGAAGUGUUGAUGUAUAAAAAGCAUGUUUCUGGUUUUAUCAAAUUGAUGUAAAAAUUUCCCAUGAGAAGCACAGCCACAAGGGUCCAAUCAUCGGUGUCCUGUAUUUUUCUAAUGUAAAAAAAAAAAUAUUAUCUCACCACAGAAUUUGUUAAUAUAUGUAUAUGUGUGAAAAGAUGGAUAUGAUAUAGAAUAAUGUGUGUAUUGCCCAAUCAUAGUUGACCAAUCUUUCAGUGUUGUGUGCAAGAGACUGUGUAUAAUUGUUAUGACUGGAUUCGCGCAGGAAAUCUAAUUUUCUACCGUAACUGUGUCCCAGAUAAUCAGAAAUAAUGAGAUCCACACAGCUAAAAACAAUAUGACUUUUGUUCCUGUUUAAAUCCAGUGUGAAUGACUAUGAAGAGGUUCACUGUGCACAGCUCCACAGGCGGGCCAUCCACUUUUAUGUGCAAUUGUUUGUUGCGAUCCAUAUGACAUGUUGGGGAAAAUAUUAACGUGCAAAAAAUACAGAUUCUCUAUGUGCCACAGUACUCUGAGAAAAAAUGUAUAAUGAAAUGAAUAAAAUUUCAAAUGUAAAGCUU